Molecule: messenger RNA, 3826 nt
Organism: Bubalus bubalis (water buffalo)
Lineage: Eukaryota; Metazoa; Chordata; Mammalia; Artiodactyla; Bovidae
Gene: PJA1
Product: praja ring finger ubiquitin ligase 1
Exons: 2
Coding region: 2063-3385 (440 amino acids)
Source: RefSeq, a predicted model, not a curated record
AGGGAGGCCUGUGUCCUCCACUGGCCCGAUUUAGGACUCAUCCUCCAUCCCUGGCUCCCGUAUGGCCCGGCCCCCGCUCUGGUGGCUUGAGUCGCUGUUCAAGAGGGGAGUGGUGGUCGCGGCCCUCUAUGCCUGUCCUUCCCUCUCCUCCUGCCUCCCGUCUUGGCUCCUGUGUGAAGCGAUCCGUGGCCUUUCCCCAUUUUGCAGUUGUUUUAAUGAAUGGUAAAGGAUGAAGAUUUUUAGGCAAAUAUAUUGUUCCAGGAAAAGAAAUGCUGUCAGAAAAACAAAUCAUUCCCAGGGAAAACUGUAUCCCCACACUCCCUUUCUUUUCUCCCCCUUCCCUGCCACAUUGGUUUGGAUCUACUAUUUGAGCUGAUAAACGUUCCCCUCUCUUAUUAUGACAUUGCGGGCCCCCUCCCAUCCUAGUGUCUUGCAUGCAUGCACAGGGACACACACACGCACAUGCCCGCACAUACAUGGGUGUGUGCACCCGGGCACACAUGCACGCGUCCGUGCGUGCGCACACACACACGCACACACUCAAGCAUGCCCAAAACCUUCCAAUGCAGCUGCCUUACCGCUGCCCCCCGUACUCAAGGUUCCUGAGUGUCCCCUCCCCCCCACAUGCUUGGCCACACAUGUACAGACACCCUCUCAGACAUUGUCACACUCCCCAGUGCCUUCCCCUGAGAGAGAUACAGAAUAACUGACAGACACACAGCCUCCCACCCUCCGGUGCCUUUCCUGCCUCUCACCACCUUCCACAAACAUACCUCCCCUCCUCCCUGUGCCUCUGCAUGCUCUGGUGAGCAUACAACACAACACACACCCCCCCACACCCUCUGUGAGGUCUUACCCCUUGCCUGCCACUGACACACGUAAGGAUAUCCUUGGACUGCUGGCUUCUUUUUCCUACACCACUUACACGCAUACUCACCCACACGCUCUUUCACAUUCCCCUCUCAGGUGCUCCCUGUCUGCUACAUAUGUCUAGACAGCCUCCUUCGCUGGUCCCUGCCAUGCACACACUCACACUCACAUAAAUCCCUAUCUUGGAACAUCCCCCCUUCCUGUCACCACAUCCAUGAAUACAGAUGUUCUUUGAUUGCUGGUGCCCACCCACCUGCCACAUGCAUGUCCCUCUCCAGUGAUGUCUCCCCAUUGAUGCAUUUGUUCACACUGACACUUCUCGAUUGUUGCCUCCCAUUUUGAUGAACACACACACAAACUGGAGGACACUCCAUUCAAUGCCACUAUACUCCUCCUGGCCUGCCACAGACACAUAAACAUAGGCAUCCCUCCCUAGAGCUCCAGCCAUCACACAUCAGAACCACAUGCGCAUUCUCUUUCUAUCAUACAUUCACAUGCCCCUCUCCUCUGAAGCCACACCAUGCCUGUCAUUUUCAUACCCACAUCCACAAUGGGUCUCAUUCUGCCCAACAGUCAUGCCUUUUCCCAUGCUGCUGUCACCAGCCCUUUCCCUUUACAAACACAGGAGUCUUUCAUCUUCAUGAUUGCUGGUCCCCCUUCCACCUGUCCUGCUCCUCCUGACAGACACUAGGCACUCUCACAUACAUAGUGAUGGUGAUCUAUAUUUUCCACUCUAUUCCAAUUUGCAUUUCUCCUGUAUGUCUACAGGGCUCAGAAAAAUGCAGGCGCCCCAUAAAAAAACCACAGCCAUCUUUCCUCUUCCCAUGUUGGCACAAUUCCAGUGUUUCACCCACCUUCUGAACGUCCAGUCACCUUCCAUCUUCCAUCAGAUUCUCCCAUAAGUCUGGCUUUCCUACAAACCCAGUUUUGUAAUCAUUUUGCCAACAUUACAAAUGUGUUCCAGUUCUACACCUGACAGUCACUUGAAUGCUAUUCCAGGCUUUAGAAGAAAGUGAAACUAAUUUUAAAGGCCCCUUCUUUUUUUUUUUCUUUACCUGCUGAAGUGAAAAUAAAUCUCCCUGCUCCUUUAUUCUGAACUGAUUUGACCUCUCCAUCUCCAAAGCGUGUGCAGGGAGCAGGAGCCUUCCCACUCAAUCCCCAGCCAUAUUGGAAACGCUCCUAAAUAGAGCAAAUGGGUCAGGAAUCUAGCAAGCCUAUCUGGCCCAAGCCAGCAGGAGAGUAUCAGUCCAAUACAGGCAGGAGGUAUGGAAGAAGGCAUGCUUAUGUCAGUUUCAGGCCAUCCACAAGCCAGCAAGAAAGGAUUUCCAGGCAGACAAAGACGCCAUCCGAAGUCCCAAUGCACAGAUCAGCCCCCAGUCAAACCACCAAGAGGAGCCGAUCACCGUUUUCCACCACUCGUCGUAGUUGGGAUGACAGCGAGAGCUCAGGAACCAGCCUGAACGCUGAUAAUGAGGACUACUCCAGCACUUCCAGGUGGAGGGAGACUGCCAGCGCUGAUGAAGGCCACUUGGAUGGCCUGGCAAGAAGGAGCGGAGGUGAGGGCUCAAGUGGCUACCCUGAGCCGAAGUACCCCGAAGACAAGAGGGAAGCCAGGAGUGACCAAGUGAAGCCCGAAAAGGUGCCUAGACGGCGACGAACCAUGGCCGACCCCGACUUCUGGACGUACAGCGAUGACUACUACAAAUUCUUUGAAGAAGACUCUGACAGUGACAAAGAGUGGACUGCGGCUCUGCGUCGCAAGUAUCAUGGUCGGGAGCAAAAUCUGUCAUCCAGCGGCGAGAGCUGGGAGACUCUGCCAGGAAAAGAAGAGCUUGAAGCCGAGCAAGCCAGAGUGAAUGCCAGUGCUGGUGCCAGUGCUGGCACCAGUGGCAACAAUGAACUUGAAGAAGUUCGAGGGCCAUCUCUCCAGGAAGAGGAAAGGGCAUCCCCCGAAGAAGGAGAAGUUCCUUGGCUCCAAUACAAUGAAAACGAGAGCAGCAGUGAGGGGGAUAAUGAUUCUGGUCAGGAGUUUCUGCAGCCUGGUGUCUUCAUGCUGGAUGGCAACAACAACCUUGAAGAUGACUCUAGCGUCAGUGAAGACCUCGAAGUGGAUUGGAGCCUCUUCGAUGGGUUCGCGGAUGGGCUGGGGGUAGCCGAAGCCAUUUCCUACGUGGAUCCUCAGUUCCUCACAUACAUGGCACUUGAAGAACGCCUGGCCCAGGCAAUGGAAACUGCCUUGGCACACUUGGAGUCUCUGGCGGUGGAUGUGGAGGUGGCCAAUCCACCAGCCAGCAAGGAAAGCAUCGACACUCUUCCUGAGAUCCUGAUCACGGAAGAUCACAGUGCGGUGGGGCAGGAGAUGUGUUGCCCCAUCUGUUGCAGUGAAUAUGCGAAGGGGGAGGUGGCGACGGAGCUGCCAUGCCACCACUAUUUCCACAAGCCUUGCGUGUCCAUCUGGCUUCAGAAGUCAGGCACCUGCCCUGUGUGCCGCUGCAUGUUCCCUCCCCCACUUUAAGACCAAGGCUCUUUACUCCUGGUCUGAUGAUUUUCCCCAUCGGAAAUCCACAAUACUGCAGGAGCCCUCUCCAAAUUAACCAUUGCAAUGAAACCAAUCAGUCGAUUAAUCUCCACCUGUUGAUUCCUUGUGAUUAUUUCCAGUGUGAAAAUGAUUGUGUAUGAUUGCAUAACAAAAAUCAUACUGUGUUUUAGAGGUUAGAAAGGGAAAACCAAAUUUUCUAAGUGCUACUUGAGAUUGCAGCAAGAAGAUGCAUUUUCUAACCUGAGCAGUGAAAUGUUGCCUUUUUUUUUCAGUAGAACAUGUUGCUGUUGAUUGUAAUGUCAAGUUUAUCUGUUAAAUUUGUCCAAGAGGCAUCAUCAUUUCUGUUGCAUGUUAUGGGUUAAUGUUCCUGUAAUUGCAGUGCCGUAAAAGCUUAUUAAAGUUCUCCUUUUGGUUUUA